AUGGCGCUGAUCCCCUCGCAGGUUCUCCGGGUCGCCAUCCUGCUGUCUUAUUUCUCCAUCCUCUGCCACUACAAAGCCUUAGACAUGCCGGCACACCAGACCUACGGAGGCAGCUGGAAGUUUCUCACCUUCAUCGACCUGGUGAUCCAGGCAGUGUUUUUUGGAUUGUGUGUCCUGAUCGAUGUGUCCAGCCUGCUGACUAAGGGAGGCGACAGCAGGGAGCAGGAGCGGCAGCUGAGAAAGCUGAUUGGCCUGCGAGACUGGAUGAUGGCCGUCCUGGCCUUCCCUGUUGGAGCGUUUGUGGUGUUUACGUUCUGGAGCCUCUAUGUGUACGACAGAGAGCUGGUCUACCCCAAACUACUGGACAACUUCAUUCCUCAGUGGCUCAAUCACGGCAUGCACACCACUGUUCUACCCUUCAUCAUCAUCGAGAUGCGGACCACCCACCAUCGGUAUCCCAGCAGGUUGUGGGGUCUGGCAGCGGUGUGCUGCUUCGGUGUGGGAUAUAUCCUCUGGACAUGUUGGGUGCACCAGGUGACGGGCGUGUGGGUGUACCCGGUGCUGGAGCGCAUCACACCGGUAGCGCGAGUCGCCUUCUUCAGUGUGAUGAUGGCGGUAAUUGGCGUCUUCUACGUCCUCGGAGAAAUCCUCAACAGCUACAUCUGGGAGAAACAAAACACAGAAAAGGUCAAAGGUGAGUGAUCUUCAUAACCAGUUUUGGAGGACUUCUGAUGCCCCGCCCACCCAGGACAUCACCAGAAGGAAAACUUGUCUCUGGACAUGAAGAAGACACGUCCCUUUGAACUUUAUCCAUAACAUUACCCAGUAAACAGAGGAAGGCAGAUGCAUCAUCGUUUCAAUGUAAAUAAUGAGGAAAAAAAGGUUAUGAAUGAGAACGAAUCAGAGCUCAUCUUCUUGGUUUUUGUUCUUCUGUUUUUUUGUUUUCCCUCAGAGGCAAAAGCUCAGCAUCCGUGCUGCAGAUGAAGGACAAAUAUGCACAUACAUAUAUCUUUUACAGAUCAUAGGACAUAAACUCUGACAUGCGGUACACACACACGUACAGUAUGUAACACACGUGUGCAGGGAAAGGAAACACAAUAAAAGGACUUGUUUUUCUGGAAUGAGCACGUUCAGGUGAAUGAAUUUCCUCAUUAGCUUCUACAUAACUGUUGAACUGUGUUGAACAUUAUUAUUAUUCUUCAUCUUGUGCAUCGCACUACACGUGUGGAAGAAACUAGAGGUCAGUAAACUAUCAAUAAAGUC
Molecule: messenger RNA, 1263 nt
Organism: Archocentrus centrarchus (flier cichlid)
Lineage: Eukaryota; Metazoa; Chordata; Actinopteri; Cichliformes; Cichlidae
Gene: aig1
Product: androgen-induced 1 (H. sapiens)
Exons: 6
Coding region: 1-702 (233 amino acids)
Cellular component (GO): endomembrane system; membrane
Source: RefSeq, a predicted model, not a curated record